Hypoxylon trugodes is the source of this 834-nucleotide messenger RNA. Its product is annotated as glutaredoxin. Gene Ontology annotation, biological process: cellular response to oxidative stress. The transcript is spliced from 2 exons. Lineage: Eukaryota; Fungi; Ascomycota; Sordariomycetes; Xylariales; Hypoxylaceae. Gene Ontology annotation, molecular function: glutathione disulfide oxidoreductase activity. Gene Ontology annotation, cellular component: cytoplasm; cis-Golgi network; fungal-type vacuole. Bases 1 to 834 code for a protein of 277 amino acids. The record is from RefSeq and is a predicted model, not a curated record.
AUGCCUUCCGCCAGAAGAUUCCGCCUCCUCACAAUGGUGGUGCUAGCCGCCGUCAUCACUACACUAUACUUUUCAUCUAAGAUGCGGUCGACCAUUCCUCAAGACACUCGAACGGUACAAGAUUUCUUUGGCAAGACUAUGAAUGGUCUAGGCCAUCAACAAGGAGCCGGCGCGCAAGUUGUUAUGAGUGGUAAGGGCACGACUGUCGACUCGACGGUGAAGGAUAAAGAUGGGGAUGGCUCUGUUGAUGAGGAUGACGAGCAAUUAGCAAAAGAAAUGGCCGGUCGACUGAAAGCGGCCGAGCAAAAGGCAAAAGAUUUAGCCAAUGCUAAGGCACCAUUAAAACCAGAAGCUCCAAGCGAUAUUGUCGGCGUUGGAAGUUCCGCUGGAGGGCAGAAGAAAGGCAAACCCAAGGCGGAUGCUAAAGAGGCGGAGAGUGAUGUACAAGAGUCGGAAGAGGACCACGAAAUUGACGUGCUCCUUGACAGCAUAUUCAAAAAGUCGUCUGUCGUAAUCUUCUCGAAGUCGUACUGCCCCUUCUCGAAACGCGCAAAGGGUAUCCUUCUCGAGAAAUACUCUAUCGACCCUGCCCCCUACGUUGUCGAGCUUGAUGAGCAUCCGAAAGGAAAGCAACUACAAGCCAGACUAGGCGCUAUGACCGGGCGUAAGACGGUCCCCAAUAUCAUGAUAAAUGGUAAGAGUGUUGGCGGUAGUGAUGAGAUUGCUGAAUUAGACUCGAGAAAAACAUUGAUCGACAAGUUCAAGUCUUUGGGAGGGAAACGAUUGUCUAUGAAAGAGCGAUUCGUCGGAAGCGCUAAGGAGAAGCAGCAGUGA